AUCAUUAUGAAAAAGAAAAGAAAAACAUUAAAACAAAAAAUUAGUUACUUGAAUGGUAAAAUUUGUUUUGAGCGGCUAUGAAAUGAAUAACCUAUUAGAAUAGAAUGUUACGCAGCGUGGACUCCUUAAUAUUCCAACCAAUCACUAUCGAUUAUCUGAGGGGUCCACGCUUACAUACCAUACACCCUUCCACUCUUCACAAUCACAGUCCACAAAGAACGAUUAACCAAACCUAAAACCAAAACCAAAACCCCCCAAAACCCCUACCCAGAUUCUCUUGCUCCGGUUCAAUACUCCACUCCCUAUUUCCCAUCCAAUCUUCAUUCUUUCCAUCUUUCAUUUCUAAGUGGUUUUUCACCUUCACCUUCUCCACCGUUCCAACGAGAAAAAACCAGCUUUACAGUCACAACUGGGUUGAUCUAUAUCUUCUUCUGAAAUGUGUGUAGCCAAUUUUGUUUCUAUGGUUUCUGCUUUCACCUUAAUAUAGCUAAUGGUAACGGGCAUAUCCCAAUUUGGGAAAGGGAAAAAAAUCUACUGAGAUUCAUAUGUUUCGGAUGCUCAUUUUUGUCUAAUUCUUCUGGGUUUUGUGAUUUUUGAUGUGUGGUGAUGGUGUUUUCAUCUAAAUGUUUGGGUUUAGGAUCUAAAUUUCGAUGAGGGGUUAUGUUUCAAUUUGAGGGGAUUCCUAGAACAUGCUCUCUCUGCGACCUAUUCGCAGGUUUUGCCAUGCCGCCGCCUCCGCCGUAGGAUCAAGUGAGUGUUCAUCUACUGCUGCUGCUGCUGCUGUUGUUGCGUCCAGUAAGGUUUUUAAUUUGAAAGACUUAGAAGAACCUGCUCUUGUUAAGCUCAAAGCUGAGAGAGACCCAGAUAAGCUAUUUCAGUUGUUUAAGGCUAAUGCCCAUAAUAGGAUUGUUAUUGAAAAUCGGUUUAUAUUUGAAGAUAUGGUAUCUCGGUUAGCUGGGGCACGGCGUUUUGACUAUAUAGAGCAUUUGCUGGAGCAUCAGAAGACUCUUCCUCAGGGCCGGCGUGAAGGGUUCAUUGUGAGGAUUAUAAUGUUGUAUGGUAAGGCUGGUAUGACCAAAAAUGCUAUUGAUACUUUUUAUGAUAUGCAUUUGUAUGGUUGUAGGAGAACUGUUAAAUCUUUUAAUGCUGCACUUAAGGUUUUGACACAGUCUCAUGAUUUAAGAGCAAUUGAGGAUUUUCUUAGAGAGGUGCCAUUGAGGUUUGGUAUUUUGUUGGAUGUGUUUUCUAUUAACAUUGUUAUUAAAGCUUAUUGUGAGAUGUGUAUUUUGGAUAAAGCAUAUUUGAUAAUGGUGGAGAUGGGAAAGGUGGGGAUACAGCCUGAUGUUAUCACAUAUACAACAUUGAUGUCAGCUUUUUAUAAGUAUAAUAGGUAUGAGAUUGGCAAUGGUUUGUGGAACCUUAUGGUGCUAAGGAGGUGUAUGCCUAAUAUUGCAACGUUUAAUGUUAGAAUUCAGUAUCUGGUUAAUAAGAGAAGAGCAUGGGAAGCCAAUAGAGUGAUGAGUUUGAUGCCGAAUAUUGGCAUUGCACCGGACGAGGUUACCUAUAAUUUGGUGAUCAAAGGGUUUUGCUUAGCUGGGUACAUGGAAAUGGCUAAAAGGGUUUAUUCUGCUUUACAUUCCAAGGGAUUUAAACCCAACAUAAAAAUUUAUCAGACUAUGAUUCAUUAUCUUUGUAAAGAAGGAGAUUUUGGUUUAGCUUAUACGAUGUGCAAAGACUGCAUGCAAAAGAAUUGGUUUCCAAAUGUGCUUACUAUCCAUGCCUUGGUUGAAGGCCUUAAGAAGAAUGGGCAGCUUGGUAAGGCUAAGGCAAUUAUUACAUUAGCUCAGAAAAGGGUACCUCAGUUUUCUUCAAAACAAUUAGGUGCUCUUCGUUCUGUUUUGUCCAAGCAUUGAAUUAGAUAGAAGACUUUUGAAGAGAAAUUUCUUUUUUUGAUGUAACCCGGGAAGCUCAACAGGAGCUGCUCAUAUGAUGAACAAUUUCCUACAAGUUUUAUUUCCUUAUCAUCUCUUUGCUCUCUAUGGUAUACUGCAGUAGAGUGCUGUAGCUACCUAAUCCUGUAAAAUUGUACUUUUUAUUAUUUAAUUUAUAAUGCAUUUCCGUGUCAUGAUCCUGACCAGGCUCAGUAGUUAUUCUCCUUUAAUCCACAUGCAACAGAACUCAGCAUCAUGGCCACUUCAUGAAAAAAUCUUAAUCCUGGUUUGUUCAUUCCUAGCUUUGGUGGUGAAAAACAGAAGGAUCGACCAAGUUACAACUACCAAGUCAUAAUGCUCCACUUUGAAGUUAUCAUUUCUCGAACAUUGAUCGAUAGCUGUUAUUUGGGAAGCAAGCCUGGUUGGGGUGCGGAAACAACAGUCGAGUUGGCGGGUUUAUUCCUGCUUGUAUUGAAAACAAAAGAUGUUCCAGUGGUCCCAGUUUCAGGUGGUAUGAGAUUUGAAGAAACUUACAUUUUCAGAAGAGACAAUAUCAAGCUACACUUGUCUAGAGCAGACAAUAUCAAGCUAUCAGCUUGUGUGUAAUCUUAAAUUUGAAUGGAAUUGUCUACUACUGUCUACUGCUACACUUGGGAAAACUACUCCUAUUUUCCAAAUUUGCAUAGAUUAUGACUUGCAUAAUCUCGAUGUUACUUACCAUGUACAAGAAAAGAAGAGAAAUUUCGUGAGUUAUUACUA
This is a messenger RNA of Cannabis sativa, 2690 nucleotides long. RefSeq names its product pentatricopeptide repeat-containing protein At1g80150, mitochondrial. The record is from RefSeq and is a predicted model, not a curated record. NCBI's taxonomy places the organism in Eukaryota, Viridiplantae, Streptophyta, Magnoliopsida, Rosales, Cannabaceae. Bases 690 to 1913 code for a protein of 407 amino acids. Gene Ontology annotation, cellular component: chloroplast. Gene Ontology annotation, molecular function: protein binding. The transcript is spliced from 4 exons.